AUGCGCGACGACGGCAACUUCGUGCUGUACGCCGCGAACGCGACGGUGGUGUGGACGACGUUCGCGGCGCCGACCGACACCCUGCUCGCCGGCCAGGACCUCGUCCCCGGCGCGCAGCUCUUCUCGAGCGUCGCCGCCACGAGCAGGGCCACCGGGAAAUACCGGCUGACCAACCAGCUCAACGACGGCAACCUCGUCAUGUACCCGGUGAGCACGAUGAACGUCGCCGCCGCCGCAUACUGGGACACCGGCACGUUCCAGAUAGGCUUCCCCCUCACCUUGCGCCUCGAUGCCAGCGGCGUGCUCUACCUGGUCGGCAACAAUGGCAGCUACACCAAGAACUUGACGCAGCCAAGUGCAGCUCAGGCCGGAGAGAAAGCUCACUACCACCGUGUCACUCUUGAUCCCGACGGCGUCUUGCGUUCGUAUCGCCAUGGAUUGCUGUCGAGCGGCGCGUGGAAGACCGACGUCGAGUGGAUCGGGCCGAGCGAUCGGUGCCAUGUCAAGGGCGCCUGCGGGUUCAACAGCUACUGCGUGCUUGAUCGCGACGGGCAGCCCAGCUGCUUGUGCCCGCCGGGGUUCGAUUUGAUCGACGCCGGCGAUGCCUCGCGCGGGUGCACGGCGAGCUCCGGCGCCGGCGAGUGCACGGCGGGGCAGCGAGACGGCCCUGGUUUUUCCAUGGCGGCCAUGCAGAACGUGUCGUGGGCGGACACGCCGUACGGGGUGCUGGCGGCGGGCACGAGCGCCGCCGACUGCCAGGCCGCGUGCAUGUCCGACUGCUUCUGCGCCGCCGCUCUUCUGGACUCCAACGACGGGACGUGCACGAAGCAGCAGCUCCCGCUUCGAUACGGCCGCGCGGGCGGCGGCUACACGCUGUUCGUCAAAACAGGGGGCGUGGCGAGCCCCGGGCUAGGUGGCGGCGGCGGCGGCGGCGGCAACCAUCGCCACCGCGUCAGGCGGGUGAGCACCGUCGCGCUGGUGUGCGUCGGGGUCCUGACGUUCGUGGCGUUGUGCGCCCUCGUCGCGUCGGCUCGGCUGCUCUGGUUGAACCAGAGGAUGGUGCGACGGCACGUCGCCCUCGCGGACGCCGUCGCCGCCGAGGUCUUGGACGAGGAGGCGCCGCUGCGUUCGUACAGCUACGAGGAGCUGGAGCACGCGACGUACAGCUUCCGCGACCCCCUCGGCCGCGGCGCGUUCGGCACGGUGUUCAAGGGGACGCUGCAGCACGGCGGCGAGAGGGCCAUCGCCGUGAAGCGGCUGGAGAAGCUGGUGGAGGACGGCGAGCGUGAGUUCCAGCGUGAGGUGCGCGCCAUCGGGCGGACGAGCCACCGCAACCUGGUGCGCCUCCUCGGCUUCUGCCACGAGGGCGCCAACCGCCUCCUCGUCUACGAGUACAUGAGCAACGGCUCCCUCGCCGACCUCCUCUUCAAGGGCGGCGGCGGCGCCACCUGCCCGGCGUGGCACGACCGCGUCAGCGUCGCGCUCGACGUGGCGCGCGGUCUCCACUACCUCCACGACGAGCUCGACAGCCGGGUGAUCCACUGCGACGUGAAGCCGCAGAACAUCCUCAUGGACGCGGCCGGCACGGCGAAGAUCUCCGACUUCGGGCUCGCCAAGCUGCUCCGGCCCGACCAGACGCGCACCUUCACCGGCGUCCGCGGCACGCGCGGGUACCUGGCGCCGGAGUGGUACCGCGGCGCCGGGCCGGUGACGGUGAAGGCCGACGUGUACAGCUACGGCGUGGUGCUGCUCGAGAUCGUGACGUGCAGGAGGAGCAUGGAGAUGGAGGAGGCCGGCGAGGAGCGGACGCUGAUGGAGUGGGCGUACGAGUGGCUGGCGAAGGGCGAGGUGAAGGGCGCCAUGAGAAGCGACGAGGCGGUGGAGGCGGCGGAGGAGGAGAGGGUGGUGAAGGUGGCCAUGUGGUGCGUGCAGGCGGAGCCGCAGUCUCGGCCAUCCAUGGAGAGUGUCAUCCUGAUGCUGCAAGGGCUUUUGGAGGUGCCAUUUCCUCCUCCUCCAGCUUCUUCCUGAUGCAAGCCUACCAUUGUUUUGCUAGCGCUUUGAUUUUCUUUCUCUUUUUUUUUUGAAGACAACUGAUUUUCUUUCUUGAAAUCUCUCAACUCUCUUUUGGGAGGAGGUGAUGUGAGUGACAAAGCAAUAACCAAACUUUUGGUCACUCUCUCUCUCUUUUUUUUACCAAUACUCAUGAAAAUCCCGUAACUUAUAUUUUUAUCACAAGAGAGCAUGUCGGCAAAAUUUGGUCGACGAAUGCCGCCGUGU
Oryza brachyantha (malo sina) is the source of this 2277-nucleotide messenger RNA. RefSeq names its product G-type lectin S-receptor-like serine/threonine-protein kinase LECRK3. The record is from RefSeq and is a predicted model, not a curated record. The transcript has a single exon. Bases 1 to 2028 code for a protein of 675 amino acids. Gene Ontology annotation, molecular function: ATP binding; protein kinase activity. Gene Ontology annotation, biological process: recognition of pollen; protein phosphorylation. Lineage: Eukaryota; Viridiplantae; Streptophyta; Magnoliopsida; Poales; Poaceae.